This is a messenger RNA of Orbicella faveolata, 3237 nucleotides long. RefSeq lists its product as uncharacterized. NCBI's taxonomy places the organism in Eukaryota, Metazoa, Cnidaria, Anthozoa, Scleractinia, Merulinidae. Gene Ontology annotation, molecular function: calcium ion binding; protein binding. Gene Ontology annotation, cellular component: membrane; extracellular region. Gene Ontology annotation, biological process: homophilic cell-cell adhesion. The record is from RefSeq and is a predicted model, not a curated record.
AAUAUCUCAGCGCUUGGAACCAACUUAUUUCAGCAUCAAACAAACUUACAAGAAUUAGAUCUGAGACAGAACAGCAUCAGUGAGGUUCAGGCUGGAGCAUUUAAUAACUUGGGAAGCGUUAUACGAAUAUAUUUACAGGAUAAUCAGAUUGUAUUCUUGCCCACAUUUCCUUCGUUAGGAAGUCUAAAUGUUCUUAAUUUACAGAACAACAAGAUUGAGAAUAUCGGCCAGGAAUGCUUUGUAAAUCUUCCAAAUCUGGGGAGUCUGAACUUCAAUGGGAACAAUCUUGCAUGUGACUGUAAUGUGUACAGCUCUUUGGUUGCUGUGAUAAACGCUCUAAGUCAGGGUAGAGCCGCAGUGUGUGUGUCGCCGCCACGAGUUGCCUCUGUGGAAUUUUAUCCCGGCGGAUCUUACGAGGAUCAACCAGUUCAAGAUUUCACAUGCUCACCUGUAAACAUAUCUGCCUCAGCCCCCGGUGAUUUUCAGCUGCAAGUGGACUGGGACAGACCCGAAGUGCUAUAUCCGCCAUAUUCGCUGGACAAAAAUACCACGUUUGUGGAUACGUGGAAUAUUACAGAUGUUUUAAGAGUGGAGUACAAUGCGACCUGUGACAGUGCAGAUGCCGCCUCCCUCUUUGGCUCAACCACAAGCGAUUUUUUCUUGUUUGAGCAAGCUGAUGGGGUCCAGGCUGGUAUUGACUAUGUGUGCCAUGUAACUAUGACGGUAGAAGCCUUUAAUGGAACAAACUUACCUGAUGACCCAGGGGGACAAGGUUCCAUUGAAACUCAGACCUCCCCUAAAAGUGAGAAAGCAAGUAUCACCACCCUGGAGGGAAGGGCCCCUGUGACUAAUGCCUCCCUAAACAGUUCCAAUUAUUACUUGGACGUUGCCUAUUAUGAUUUCCAGUUUUCCGAUGGUGACUUUACCGGUAUUGGUGCGUUCAGGGAUGACCUGUACCAGAAUCCUCAGUAUGUGCACAGUCCUUAUGGGAGCUGGCUGGCAAUAUCAAACAACCCAACUGGUGACAGUUUUUCUCAGUGGUUUAGAAGUGAUUCAGGCAGAAACAUACAUUACGAAGAGAAACUGGAGCUGGGGUUACAAUUAGAGACAGAUUCUAACGGCAAUCCAGUGUUUCGGCAUUUUAACGACGAAUUCUUCCCAGUAGAUGGCCGUGGAUGGGGAGCUGAAGGACAGCGUGACUGUUUCACCAAUGCGCUCAGGAAUUAUGGAUUCACGACUGCAAUACGCACAGCUUUCAACUUCUCUGGCAACGAAAUGUUAACAUUCUCUGGCGGCGAAGAGCUGUGGGUGUACAUUGACAAGACACUUGUGGUGCAGUUAUUUUCUGAUCCAUUGGACUCUGAUGUUCCAUGCCGCACUAUCAGCUUAGCAAACGUUGCUGGUAACGGAUCUAUAGUCCCUGAAGGUGGUUCAGUUAUUGGUGGAAAAUGCCAAGUCAGUGGUUCUCUUCCAGCAGAGACAGCUAGCCUGUCCCUAAGGAUCAACGAGGCAUACCGUUUAGAUGUCUUCAUUGCUGAGAGAUUCCGUUGUAAAUCACACAUUCUGUUCCAGUCGAGUGGAGUAUCAUUUCUGCUAGAUGACGCCCGACCUGUAGACUAUUUUGCAGUAAUUAGCGAGGAUGCACAUGUUGGAUCUCUUGUGCAGGUUUUCAACGUGGCAGACGAUUUCUCCUCUGGGCCGUACAAUGUAGACAUCCUUGAAGGAAACGAGCAAGACAGGUUUGAAAUCCAAGAUGGAACCUACACGGCGCCCAAUGCCCCCGUCACUCCAGCUCCACCCAAUUUCAUUCUUGAUGGAGAGACGAUUUUAUUGUGUCCAAAUGCUACUGAUGAUCCACUGACUCCCAUACCCAAUAUAAAUUCAGGUAUUCAAUCAUUUACUUCUAUAACCACGUCUAACGCUUCGCUCACGCUGAAAGCUCUUCUGGACUUUGAAUCCAACCCAUCGUAUGAAUUAUAUCUGAGAAUUACGGACAUUAACAAAGGGUGGACAGGGAACAUUACAAUCAAGGUUAUUGUUGAAGAUUACAACGAUCACUGCCCUUUCUUGGCAGAGGUCAAUAUAAACCUGGACCUGGAGCCCAUUCCGCCGCUUCAGAAAGAUGCAUUCUUCACCGCUGCAGCCACUGACAGAGACAGCGGUCUGAAUGCUCAAAUCAGAUUCAAGGCCAGCGAUCCAGAGAGAAUGUCUUUAGACUCGGUCACCAAACCGAGGUGUCGUGGCUGUAGGACCGGGUACUUCUGUGUUGGCGAUGGCACUGAAGAGCGAUGUGGAGUCAACUCCCUAACUGAGUUUUCUUUUGGAUCUGCUGCAAGCUGUUCGCCUUGUAAGGAGGGAUGGCUUUGUGUGAACGGCACCGCGCGUCCUUGUCCAGAAAGUACUCAUGUCAAGUGUAAUGAAACGUUUUGUCCAGAGAAUUGUUUUGACUGCGAGCCUGGCACGGUAUGCUGGGAAGGGAUGAAGCAAGAUUGUACACCAGGACGAUACAGUAAUGGAAAAGGGUUUCCUUGCAAGUUGUGUCCUCCCGGAAGCUUUAACAAUGAGACCCGUGCACAAACGUGCGAGUGUUGCCCUGAUGGCUAUUCCAGUACUUAUAUGAAAACCAGCUGCCGGCCAUGUCCUGCUAACGAGUGGGCAAAGCAUGAGACCUUCCCGAACUGUUCAUUAUGUCAGACGUGCUUUACACUAGAGGAUUGUCCAUGCUUAUCAAAUGGCACCUGCUUUCCCGGUGUGAGUUGUCUGAAUGUUGGAGUUGGUCUGUCAACAUGUGGACCUUGUCCAAACGGUUAUGAAGGGGAUGGAAGAACCUGUGAUGACAUCGACGAGUGUUUCCGUGCCAAUCCCUGCUAUGAAAGCGACAAGUGUGAGAACCGUGUCCCUGGUUAUCAGUGUGCUGCAUGCCCUGACGGCUUCAGGGGUAAUGCUCCGUCAGGGGUUGGUCUGGAAGACGCUCAGAACUCCAAACAAGUCUGUGAGGAGAUCGACGAGUGUAAGGAAGGCAUUAGCAGCUGUGAUCCAAAUUCACAGUGUAUCAACACAAACGUGAGUCAAUAUGCACCUGUUAUUGUUUAACUGUGUAAUAUGAUCGAUGGAGAUGUACUUCGAAGAGAAUACACAACCUUCUUUUUCUAUUGUCAAUGGGGCCAUUUUUUCACACACAAGCUCCUACUCUUUCGCUAGAAUUCAAACAAUAUUUUAUUCCCAUGCGUCUACAGU